Penicillium manginii is the source of this 5214-nucleotide messenger RNA. RefSeq names its product DNA-directed RNA polymerase II subunit RPB1. Gene Ontology annotation, molecular function: DNA binding. Gene Ontology annotation, cellular component: RNA polymerase II, core complex. The record is from RefSeq and is a predicted model, not a curated record. The coding region runs from base 1 to 5214 and encodes 1737 amino acids. Gene Ontology annotation, biological process: transcription by RNA polymerase II. The transcript is spliced from 5 exons. Lineage: Eukaryota; Fungi; Ascomycota; Eurotiomycetes; Eurotiales; Aspergillaceae.
AUGUCGAACGUUUUCUUUCCCUUCUCCAAGGCGCCUUUGCGCACCGUAAAGGAGAUUCAGUUUGGUCUUUUCUCUCCGGAGGAAACCAAGCGCAUGAGUGUGGUUCACGUCGAAUACCCGGAAACAAUGGAUGAGCAACGUCAACGACCACGGACCAAAGGUGUUAAUGACCCGCGCUUGGGUACUAUCGAUCGCCAGUACAACUGCGAGACUUGCGAAGAAGGCCCCAAGGAGUGUCCUGGUCACUUCGGCCAUAUCGAACUGGCCGCUCCAGUGUUCCAUAUCGGCUUUUUGACUAAGAUUAAGAAGAUCCUGGAGACUGUCUGCCACAAUUGUGGAAAGAUCAAGGCCAACGCGGCGGAUCCUAAAUUUAGAGAAGCUGCACGCAUGCGAGACCCCAAGCGACGAUUCGAUCACAUUUGGAGACUUUCCAAAGAUAUCCUAGUUUGCGAGGCCGACCCGACACCCGACGAUGACGAUUACGAGAAAGGAGGCGAGAAGGAGGUAAACAGACACGGUGGCUGUGGCAAUGCUCAACCAACCGUUCGCAAGGAGGGUAUCACCCUUGUGGGAUCCUGGAAGCCUAGCAAGGCCAUGAUGGAAGACGAAAUGGCACAGCCCGAGAAGAAGGUCAUCACACCUGCGAUGGCUCUGAACAUCUUCCGAAACAUCUCGACCAGGGAGGUUGAGGUCAUGGGCCUGAGCAACGAUUAUGCUCGCCCCGAAUGGAUGGUUCUCACUGUUCUUCCGGUGCCACCUCCCACCGUUCGACCCAGCGUCAUGAUGGGUGCCACAAGUGGCUCUCGCGGUGAAGAUGAUCUGACUUACAAGCUGGCUGAAAUUGUCCGCGCCAACCAGAAUGUCCAACGUUGCGAGCAAGAAGGUGCUCCGGAGCACGUCAUUCGAGAAUUCGAGUCCCUUCUACAAUAUCACAUCGCCACUUACAUGGAUAAUGACAUUGCUGGUCAACCCAAGGCGAUGCAGAAGGGCAACCGUCCAGUCAAGGCUUUGCGUAGCCGUUUGAAGGGCAAGGAAGGUCGUUUGCGUCAAAAUUUGAUGGGAAAGCGUGUUGAUUUCUCUGCACGUACCGUCAUUACUGGUGACCCCAACUUGUCUCUUGAUGAAGUUGGUGUGCCUAUCUCAACAGCACGAAUUCUCACCUACCCCGAGGUGGUGACGCCAUACAACAUUGAGAAGCUGCAAGCUUUGGUCUCGAGAGGACCCAACAUGCACCCCGGUGCUAGAUACAUCGUUCGAGACAACGGCGAGCGUAUUGAUCUUCGUCACGCCAAGCGUGCUGGUGCGCAGCAGCUUCUCUACGGCUGGAAAGUCGAGCGUCACAUUGACAACGGCGAUGUCAUUUUGUUCAAUCGUCAGCCCUCUCUUCACAAAGAAUCCAUGAUGGCUCACCGCGUCCGCGUCAUGCCAUUCUCGACUUUCCGUCUCAACUUGUCAGUCACCACUCCAUACAACGCCGAUUUCGACGGUGACGAAAUGAAUUUGCACGUUCCACAGAGUGAAGAAGCCCGAGCUGAGCUUUCUGAGCUUGCCCUUGUCCCAAAGAACAUUGUGUCCCCCCAGCGUAACGGUCCUCUUAUGGGUAUCGUGCAGGACACUUUGUGUGGUGUCUACAAGAUUUGCCGUCGUGAUACUUUCCUGACCAAGGAUCAAGUCAUGAACGUUAUGCUCUGGGUGCCUGACUGGGACGGAAUUAUUCCCCCUCCCGCCAUUCUCAAGCCCCGUCCUCGCUGGACCGGAAAGCAGAUGAUUAGUAUGGCCUUCCCCACGGGUCUCAACCUCCUCCGUAUCGACAAGGACAGCUCGCCACUCUCCGAGAAAUUUAGCCCUCUUAAUGACGGUGGCCUGCUGAUCCAUGGCGGACAGUUGCUCUACGGAAUGCUUUCCAAGAAGACCGUCGGUGCAAGCGGUGGCGGUGUGAUUCACACCAUCUUCAAUGAGUAUGGUUGUGAUACUGCAGUCAAUUUCUUCAACGGCUGCCAAACCAUUGUCAACUACUGGUUGCUGCACCACGGAUUCAGUAUUGGUAUCGGUGACACGAUCCCCGAUCAGAACACGAUCAACAAGAUCGAAGACGCUGUUCGUGAGCGCAAACAGGAAGUCGAUACCAUUACUGCCAGCGCUACUGAGAACACUCUCGAGGCGCUGCCUGGUAUGAACGUCCGUGAAACCUUCGAGAGUAAGGUUUCCCGUGCUCUUAACAACGCUCGUGACGAGGCUGGUGCUGCUACCGAAAAGAGUUUGAAGGAUAUCAACAAUGCCAUUCAAAUGUCUCGCUCUGGUUCGAAGGGUUCGAUCAUUAAUAUCUCCCAGAUGACUGCAGUUGUGGGCCAACAAUCCGUGGAAGGAAAGCGUAUUCCCUUUGGGUUCAAGUAUCGCACAUUGCCGCAUUUUACCAAGGAUGAUUACUCUCCUGAGUCUCGUGGAUUCGUCGAGAAUUCUUAUCUCCGUGGUCUCACCCCUACUGAGUUCUUCUUCCACGCCAUGGCCGGUCGUGAAGGUCUUAUUGAUACUGCCGUCAAGACAGCUGAAACUGGUUACAUUCAGCGUAAGUUGGUCAAGGCCCUGGAAGAAGUUAUGGUCAAAUACGAUGGCACUGUUCGAAAUUCCUUGGGAGACAUUAUCCAGUUCAUCUAUGGUGAAGAUGGUCUAGAUGGUGCCCACAUUGAGAACCAACGAGUCGACAUCAUUCGAUGCUCCGACGAGAAAAUGAGAGAGCGUUUCCGUGUUGAUGUGAUGGAUCCCGAGCGUAGCCUCGGACCUGAAGUAUUGGAGCAAGCUAAUGAAAUCGCGGGUGACAUGGAAGUUCAGAAGUACCUGGAUGAGGAAUGGGACGCUCUUAUUGAGUCUCGAAACUUCCUUCGCACAGUUGCCAAGGAAGACGAGGAGAUGAUGCAACUUCCUAUCAACAUCCAGCGAAUCCUGGAAAUGGCACGCACUACUUUCCGAAUCCGCGAGGGCACCAUCAGUGAUUUGCACCCUGCCGAGGUCGUUCCUCAAGUGCAGGCGCUCCUUGACCGACUGAUUGUUGUUCGCGGAGAUGACGAUAUCUCUCGCGAGGCGCAGGACAACGCUACUCUGCUCUUCAAGGCUCAACUGCGCAGUCGUCUCGCUUUCCGCCGACUGGUGACGGACUACUCGCUCAACAAGCUUGCAUUCCAACACGUUAUCGGUGCCAUUGAGAACAGAUUUGCCCGUGCAGGCGCUAACCCUGGUGAAAUGGUUGGAGUGCUUGCAGCUCAGUCCAUUGGUGAGCCUGCUACCCAGAUGACUCUCAACACCUUCCAUUUUGCUGGUGUUUCGUCCAAGAACGUCACUCUCGGUGUGCCUCGUCUCAAGGAAAUUCUGAACGUUGCCACAAACAUCAAGACGCCUUCCAUGACAGUCUACCAAAUCGGAGACAAGACAUAUGACAAGGAGGGAGCUAAACAAUUGCGAAGCGUUGUGGAGCACACUAGUCUGCGGUCUGUUACCGAGGCCACUGAGAUCUAUUACGACCCCGAAAUUCAGUCCACUGUUAUUGAGAAUGAUCGGGAUAUGGUAGAGUCAUACUUCAUCAUCCCAGAGGAUGUUGGCGAUGACACCAAUCUCCAAUCGAAGUGGUUGCUUCGUAUCGUCCUCAGUCGUCCCAAGCUUCUUGAUAAGGGUCUCACCGUACAGGACGUUGCUACGAAGAUCAAGCAGGCUUACCCUCGCGAUAUUGCAGUCAUUUUCAGUGACAACAACGCAGAUGAGCAAGUCAUCCGUAUUCGUCAGAUCCAGGAUGGCAAGGAUGAUGAAGACGAUGAUGUCGAAUACGACGUCACAUUGAAGAAGCUCGAACAGCAUCUUCUUGACACCUUGACCCUUCGUGGUGUUCCCGGCGUUGAGCGUGCUUUCAUCAACGAGAAGAGCAAAGUUCGCAUUUUGGAUGAUGGCACUUUGCACACCAGCAAGUCGGAUCCUCUCUGCAAGGAGUGGGUUCUCGAGACCAGUGGCUCGCAUCUUGCACCCGUCCUUUCUCUUCCUGGCGUUGACGCUACUCGCACAUAUUCUAACCAGUUUAUCGAGAUUUUCGAGGUCUUCGGUAUCGAGGCCGCUCGUACCGCUCUGCUCCGCGAAUUGACACAAGUGCUGGCUUUCGAUGGUUCCUACGUCAACCAUCGUCACUUAGCCCUCCUGGUCGAUGUGAUGACUGUUCGCGGCUACCUGACCCCUGUUACUCGUCACGGUAUCAACCGUGCCGACAAUGGUGCGCUCAUGCGUUGUUCGUUCGAGGAGACAGUGGAAAUUCUUCUCGAAGCCGCUGCGUUCGGAGAACUUGAUGACUGCCGCGGUGUUUCUGAGAAUCUGAUCCUUGGACAGAUGGCCCCCGCUGGAACGGGAGAGUUUGAUGUCUACCUGGAUCAGACCUUGCUCAACACAGUCGUGUCGAACAAUGCUCGAUUCGGACUCGUGAACAGCGGUGCCAAGGAUGCAAUGAUUCCGGAUGGUGCUGCCACCCAGUAUGACAGCGCUUCGCCCUUGGCUAGCACUCCUUACAUGGUUGAUAGCGAUCCCGAUGCCAGCUUCUCUCCUAUCCCACAGCCUGGUUCGGAAUCUCCUGGCUUCCACAACUACCAAUCCGAUCCUCUCGGAUUCGCCAGUCCUGCGGCUCGCAGUCCCGCGGGCUACUCUCCCAGCAGUCCUUUCAACACCAGCCCAACGUCUCCUGGCUACUCUCCAUCGUCAAGCUACUCCCCUACCUCUCCGGGCAUGGGUAUGGGUAUGGGUAUGACAAGCCCUGGAUUCUCUGCGACCAGUCCCGGAUUCUCGCCCACAAGUCCGUCGUUUGCCCCCACAUCCCCAGCGUAUUCGCCGACUUCGCCCGCUUAUGGUCAAGCCUCGCCGACUUCACCGUCGUACUCACCUACGUCGCCUGGGUUCUCGCCAACGUCGCCCAAUUACAGCCCGACGUCACCUAGCUUUAGCCCAGCCUCCCCUGCCUUCAGCCCGACGUCUCCUAGCUACAGCCCUACCAGCCCUGCGCUUGGUGGUGGGCGACACCUGUCGCCGACCUCCCCGACAUCCCCCAAGUACACACCCACCUCGCCUGGAUGGUCUCCCACGAGCCCACAGUCCUACUCGCCGACGUCCCCUAACUUCUCUGGCUCGCCGACGUCUCCGGGCUACAGCCCAACUUCUCCGGCUUACAGUCCAACGUCUCCUCGCCAGUGA